Amphibalanus amphitrite is the source of this 4393-nucleotide messenger RNA. Its product is annotated as mitogen-activated protein kinase kinase kinase kinase 5-like. Gene Ontology annotation, biological process: protein phosphorylation. NCBI's taxonomy places the organism in Eukaryota, Metazoa, Arthropoda, Thecostraca, Balanomorpha, Balanidae. The transcript is spliced from 25 exons. The coding region runs from base 112 to 3030 and encodes 972 amino acids. Gene Ontology annotation, molecular function: MAP kinase kinase kinase kinase activity; ATP binding. The record is from RefSeq and is a predicted model, not a curated record.
AAACAUAGCAAGCACGGCGUGUUGUGAGUGUUUUGGAGGUUAUAUGUUAUUACGGCCUCUUUUUGGCAAUUUAUAUGGUCAUAGAAGACAGCUGGUUUAGUUGUGGUUGUCAUGGCCACAUCUUCCAGUGUCAGUUCGGACAUCAGCAGAAGAAACCCACAGGACGACUAUGAAAUAAUUCAGCGUAUUGGAAGUGGAACUUAUGGAGAUGUCUAUAAGGCUACGAGACUGUCCACCAAUGAGCCGGCCGCCAUCAAGGUCAUCAAGCUGCAGCCAGGUGACGACUUCAGCAUCAUCCAGCAGGAGAUAGUGAUGAUGAAGGACUGCCGGCACGCCAACAUCGUGCAGUACUUUGGCUCCUACCUCCGCCGCGACAAACUCUGGAUCUGUAUGGAGUACUGUGGCGGCGGAUCGCUGCAAGACAUUUAUCACAUCACCGGUCCCCUGACGGAGCUGCAGAUCGCCUGCGUCUGUCGAGAGACGCUCAGUGGCCUCUCCUACCUCCACUCCAUGGGCAAGAUGCACAGGGACGUCAAGGGAGCCAACAUUCUACUGACUGAGAGUGGGGGAGUGAAGCUGGCAGAUUUUGGCGUCUCGGCUCAGAUCACCGCCACCAUCGGCAAACGGCAGUCGUUCAUCGGGACGCCGUACUGGAUGGCGCCAGAGGUGGCAGCCGUGGAGCGCAAGGGUGGCUACAAUCAGCAGUGCGACGUCUGGGCGGUGGGUAUCACGGCCAUCGAGCUGGCCGAGCUGCAGCCGCCCAUGUUCGACCUGCACCCCAUGCGCGCCCUCUUCCUCAUGUCCAAGUCGGGCUUCAAGCCGCCGCAGCUCAAGGACAAGAACAAGUGGUCGCCGACGUUCCAUAGUUUCCUGAAGGUGGCGCUCACCAAGAACCCGAAGAAGCGGCCGACGGCCGAUCGACUGUCACAGCACGCGUUUGUGUGCUGCGACCAGCUGGACCGUCGCCGGUUAAUGCGGGAGCUGCUGGACCGGGUCCGGAACCCCAGCGGCCACUUCCAGGAGGCCGAGCCUGAUGAUGAGGGGGCGGUGAACAACGUGCCACAGCGGAUAGCGUCCCGGCAGCCCCCGACCAAACAGCGAACCAAGUCGGAGCUGCACAUGAGCAGCGUCAGUUUCGAGCCGCCGCUGGUCACAGAGAUGUCCUCGGCGGCCGAGCCGGCGGCGCCUCGCAAACAGUGGAGGAUCGCUGGCGUGGUGGAUGACGAUGACGAUGACGAAGCUGAGCCCUCUGCGUCGGACGUAGCCUCUCAGUGGGCCACGCGUGACCCCGAGGUGGAGGAGGUCAACAGAGCUCGCGCCGCCGGCCACACCCUCGACUCUUCGCGUCCCGUCGGCAGCGGCGGCGGGGGUGGCAGCGGCAGCGACUUACUGAGCCGCAGCCGCAGCCUGACCCGCUCCGAGCAGUCGCCCGUGGGCCGCCGGCUGCAGCGCGGCCCGCUGUCGGGCGCGGACGUGCUCAACCUGUCGCUCAAGAGCUUGUUGCAAUUCAUUGACGACGAGUUGCAGACCAGGGGUCACACCGGGCGCCUCUCCGACAUGGAGCUAGCGUUGUCGCAACAGGCGACCCUCACUGUCGAGGAGUCACGGACGGCGCUCGAGCGGCUCUCUGCUGAACAGGAACAGAAUGGAAAGGACGUCUCGGCACCGGGCGACUCGACCCUGCGGCGGCGGCACAGCCUCUCCGGUCGGGACGAGCCGGCCACUGAUCCGACGGGCACUCUGACCGCGGGCCACCGUACCCGGUCACUCUCCGACAGCGAGGCCACAGCAGCGAACGGGGCCGACGCGGCAGCCGCCGACGGCGAGGCGGGCCCCUCUUCACCGGUGCCGCCGCCGCGCCGACGAGAGAAGUUCCGCAAGGCGACGCCACCGCGGCCCGUGUCCAACGGGCUGCCUCCCACUCCCAAAGUGCACAUGGGCGCCUGCUUCUCAAAGGUGUUUAACGGCUGUCCGCUGCACAUUCUGUGCACCACCACCUGGGUGCACCCGCUCACCCACGACCAGCACAUCCUGCUGGGUGCCGCCGAGGGUGUCUACACGCUCAACCUGAACCAGCUACACGAAGCCACCAUGGAGCAGCUGUUCAACCGGCGCACCACCUGGAUGGUCGUGGUGAAAGACACCCUGAUGAGCGUCUCAGGUCUGAAGAACCCGUGUCUCUACCGUCACGACCUGCUAGCGCUCCAUUCGCGGCAGCUGAACCGGUUUUCACUGAACGUGAACAAAAUCCCGGAGAAGCUGGUACCGAGGAAGUUCGCCAUGACGACAAAGGUACCGGAUACCAAAGGCUGUGAGCGCUGCUGCAUGGGUCGUAACCCGUUCAACGGCUACAAGUACCUGUGUGGCGCGGUGCCGUCGGGAAUUUUCCUGAUGCAGUGGUACGAUCCGCUCAACAAGUUUCUGCUUCUGAAGCACCACGAGUGUUACGUACCCAGUGAGCUGCGAGUGUUCGAGAUGGUCAUCACCCCCGACAUGGAGUACCCGCUCAUCUGCGUGGACGUUCGCCGCGGCUACGAGCCCGGCACGCUGCAGCUCGAUAUGAUUAACCUGAACACGGCCAGCUCGUGGUUCCCCGGCUGUGAGUUGGAGGACAUGGACGGCACGGCCACCGUGGUGCGCGCCGCCGAGAGGCUGAACGUGCAGGCCGUCACGCAGCUGGAGCGGGAUGCUGUGCUCGUGGCGUACGAUAACAUCGUCCAGGUGGUGGACCUCAACGGAAAACCGAAAACCUCGCGAAAACAAAUAUCCGAGCUACGUUUUGACUUCAACGUAGAAAGUGUCGUGUGCCUGACGGACAGCGUGCUGGCGUUUCACAAGCACGGCAUGCAGGGACGCAGCUUCGUCAACAACGAGGUCACCCAGGAAAUCACCGAUCCUUCGCGCGUGUUCCGGCUUCUGGGCAACGACAGGGUGAUCACCCUACAGAGCGUGCCGACGGUAGCCCCGGAGGAGUCGGCCGGCGACCACCGCAAUCUCUACAUCCUCACCGGCCACGAGGCCAUGUACUGAGACGGGGACGGUCAGCGGGCAUGAGCAUCUGUACAUAACCAUCAUCGAAGGGAGGGGAGGGGUCGCUAGGCCCCUGUAUACCUUAUACAGAGGCCUACAGAGGUGGGGAGGGAUGGGACAUGCAAUCAACAGUCUACACGACAGUGAUAUUAUUUGGUCCGCACCAGGCGGACUGUGUGUUGUGUUUGAAUCGGUUUAUUCGCCAGUGGCGGCGACGCGCUGCUGUCGCCUUUCUGUGAUGGUUUGUUGGAAAAACCGUCUGCUGGGCCCCUGACGCUCGCUAAUGCUAUAUAUGUUUUUGUUUUUGCUUGUUUGCGUGCUUACGUAAGAUGAGCAAUAAGCGAGUACAGAGGCUGGGCUCAAGGUGAAAUGUUGACAGGUAUUCCAGGAUCUGAGUGCGUUAGAUUGUUACGGAUGCUUGUGAGUGCUUGUGUCAGUCCGUUUUGCUCACCAUGGGGCGAAUUUUGUUAGCUACCAUCGUAAGUAGCCGAGGUUCAGUCUUCACGAAUCAUUAUGUAAGGGCAGCCGGCAGGCAUCAUGGCCUACAGGCUUACAUAAGUGUGUCUGGUCCCCUCGAAUCUGCACACCACGCACCAGUCCACGGAAUUUGGUGGAUGACAUACGACCGCAAUUAUAUUCAUCUUGCCAUGUCAACCAACAGAUGUUGCUAUUUUUAUUUCGAGAAUUAGAUUAAAUGGGGUUAUGAGUGUUACCAUUUACCGACAGUUUGUGGAUUUCGGGAUAUUCUGCAGUCAGGCGUCACCCUAGAAAUGUGAGCGAUUAUUUUGCAUGCGUUUGUGUUAGGUAUGUUGCGAUGCUUUAAUAUAUUUUCUUCGCUCUUAUCAGCACCUCAGUGAAGCACAUCUCAUUGCCUGUCAAUAUUUUACUUGAACAACUACGUUCUCCACCUGUUACGGUUUAGGCUGACCUAGGGGGACGAUAUUUUUCAAGCUAUUCUUUUUUCCGCUCUGAAUCUCGGUUUGAAGGCAGCGGUGUUUCGGGGAGCCAUCGCGGCAGGCCAUGGGGUCCAUCUACCUCCUUAGCUAGCCGUGAGGUACUGCUGCGUCCCCGGGGCCGGCUGCCGGAGGUCUGCCAACGUACCCGGUUUGCCGCGGAGGUGCGGGUAGGCCCUCUGUACCGCUAUUCUGGCGCGCGCCCCAGUAUGGGUCCGCGGUGCGACGUCUUUCCAACAUGGCGCCGAGUGUUACCGGCGCUACUGGCAUGCGAGGCUACCAAAUACCGUGUGUGUCGUGCGUUGGACCGGCGAAAUGUUACGCGGUUACCAUGGCAACAUAUUCGCGAAUUGUGUGCAUUGUACAUAUGUGGCGUGUUGGAGGUGUUUUGUAAUAAAACUGCAGUCGUA